UUUGACGCGGCGGUGUCAUGCCUACGCCAUUCGAGGAGAGGAUGGCCAAGAUGCUGCUGGCCCUUGACGCCGUAACACUCUCCAAGGGAGACUUUGACCAUGAUAUGGAGAGUGCGGCGCUGGGCGGACACCGUUACUUUCCUGAAACGCAUGCACCACCAGAUGACACCAACCCUGUCUUCGAAGGGGACGACGAUCAGUUCGAGGAAGCGGAAAUGCUUCCUCCCGGAAGAAAGACGUCAGAUUCUACUCCAGUCGUUGAGCAAGAGGAAGUCGAGCUGUAUGGAGACGCAGUGGACGACUACGACGAUGCAUACGUGAGCAAGAACCUUCGUACGUAUCCACACAGUCAACGGUUCACCUGUUUCAUUAAUGUGUGGGUUUCUCCAGGCGGGGAGAUCGACCCAGAUACAGACGCAGCACUCGCUUGCCCGUGUUGCUUUAUGAUAGUGUCAUAUGCAAGCCAACGGCAUGAAAAAUACGAUACGCAGUACCGCGCGUCCAAGGCCGUGAAUUGUCGCAUCAACACGGAGCGCACGUUCGUGUAUGACAACCAGAAGCUCGCCCCAGCCGCUCCGUCCACCGAAAGCGAGGUGUACGUAGCUGUCGAGUGCUCUGACUGCAACACCGUCGUGGGGGUCAAGCUGCAGGCGCCGGCCACCGAGCCAACGAUUCACUUUUUCCACGUCCUUCCCAGCCAUAUUUAACCAUGUAAACCGUUGACAGAGUUCACAUUUGGC
Molecule: messenger RNA, 740 nt
Organism: Aphanomyces invadans
Lineage: Eukaryota; Oomycota; Saprolegniomycetes; Saprolegniales; Verrucalvaceae
Exons: 1
Coding region: 18-707 (229 amino acids)
Biological process (GO): positive regulation of cell population proliferation
Cellular component (GO): nucleus
Source: RefSeq, a predicted model, not a curated record